AUGAUCUCCGCCAUCUCCCUGACAUCAAGGAUGCUCUUCUCUAUCAAAAAGGGAUCCCUCGACGAAGCCGUCAAGUUUUACAGUAUGGUGGCCUACAUGCGUAAGACCUUCUAUGUUGCUACUUGGCUCGCUGUCUUCUUCUUCUUGGGCAGCAUUCUGUUCGGGGUAUUCAGCACCUGCUGCUGCUCCGGCUGCUCGCCCUACGGUCGCAUGGACCGCCAAAACAGCGGCGUCAUCGUUGAGAAGCCCCCAUAUACCUACGAGCUUCUCGGCGCUACAGUCCCGCAUUCGUACGGCACCCGGUAG
Penicillium soppii is the source of this 306-nucleotide messenger RNA. RefSeq lists its product as uncharacterized. The record is from RefSeq and is a predicted model, not a curated record. Lineage: Eukaryota; Fungi; Ascomycota; Eurotiomycetes; Eurotiales; Aspergillaceae. Bases 1 to 306 code for a protein of 101 amino acids. The transcript has a single exon.